CUCUUCUCCCCCCACCCUACACCUAGCACCGCUCACACGCCACACGUAAACAAACACGGCACUUCCGCUUCCGGUCACGCUGUGCACAGAGCCGGGGGGAGGGGUUUGUCCGGCUCGGUGUGUUUUGUUUUUUUUGCAGGGUGUAUGAUCUUCUCUCCAGCCUCCGAUAUCAACAUUGUGCGGGACACCCGGCCCCCGCCUCCCUCCCUGACCGGCAGGCAUGGAAAAAUGGCAGGCAGACUUCUUCAGCCAACAUUGCUCUGAAUUUGGGAAGUGGUCCCUACACCUGAAGGUGUUCCAGAACCUCUGUCACAGAUGCUGAACAAAGACAAUGGGGUCCGUAGCAUCUGCUUAUACCAGUCGUGUGACAGCCCUGAAGCAUGCUAGCAACACAAAUAUGGAAGAGGAUGAUUUGUUGGUUGGAAGAGACCUAGAUGAAGAUAUUGCACAAUUUCCUUAUGUUGAGUUUACUGGUCGGGACAGCAUUACCUGUCCUUCUUGCCAAGGAACUGGAUGCAUUCCAACAGAGCAAGUGAACGAGUUGGUUGCAUUAAUACCAUACAGUGACCAGAGACUGCAGCCCCAAAGAACAAAACAGUAUGUUUUCCUGUCGAUAUUUUUCUGCCUCCUAACAUGUGGUCUGGUGAUGUUCUUUGUGUUUCCACGUACUAUGGGAGUGCAGGAUGGCGGCAUUCGAAUGGUACAAGUGUGGUUUGAUAAGGAAAAUGCUAUUGUCAACAUUGCUAUGACGAGCACCCUGGGAUUCACCAAUUCCAACUUUUAUUCAGUCUCUGUGGAUAGCUUGAUCAGCCAAGUACAGUACAUGAACACAGUCAUUGGAACUCAACAGCAGACCAAUGUGUCUGUCAUUAAGCCACGCAGCGAUAAAUCGGUAAAUUUCACAGUGAAACUUGAGUUGGGUGGAAUCCUUUCUUAUUUAUACAACUUCUGCACAUUAUCUACAGUAAAAGUGCACAACAUUGUUGUUUUUGUGCGAACGUCAGUGAAAUUUUCCUACAUUGGACACACAUCCCAGAGCUCUUUGGAGACAUACCAGUAUAUUGACUGUGGAGCAAACUCAACUCUACUAGUUGACCACCAUGCAUUAUAAACUUUAAUGAGACAAUGUGUUAACAUCAACCACAUCACUUACCUGUCAUUGUGAUUUCCCUGCAGAGAGCAUUAACCUUAUACCACUGUGGAGGCCCGGAGUGCAUGUUUACAUUAAAAGGUACUGCACUGUGCACGGACGGUUUCUUCCAAUUGUACAGCUUGUGCUUAACCACUCAGUAACUUGGUACAUAUUUAUAGAGGAAUGUUGGCCAAACUUUUAUGCAGGAAAGCACAAAAUGGCAUUAUGUUUAGUUAUAGGCUGUUUUGGAUUUUAAGUUAAAAUAUACACACUCGUUAAAAACUCAUUUCACCCUUCCUGUUAACAGGGGGAAUACUUGUGGUACAUACGGUAACUAACUUAUAGUUGAAUAUACUUUUACAUUACGUUGUAGAUUUUUACUGGGACUAGAAGGAAUAGUGUGUGAUUCUCCAACUAGUUGCCCUAUUUAUUAAGGAUAUGUGCAUUAAAAAUCUACUUUGGACUUGCUGAUAUUCCAGGACUUUUCACUAUUUUAAUCUGUUUUGCCAUAAUUUAUCACAGUUAUCUCGGACUGCCUUGGGUUUUCAGAGGCUUAAUUCACAUUUAUUUUUUUUUUUUUUUCUUCAAAAAUAAAAGUGGGGUUUGUUUUUUUCCCAUACAGAAAGAUUUGCAAGUAUAGAAUAUGCAGGACUUAUUUAUAAAAACAGGAGCAAAUAAAAAAAAACAAAAAACAGGCUUUUGCUAAUAUAAAUUAGCCAGCUGUCUAAUUUCUGUGUAUCAUUGCAAAUACUAUACAUCCGUGACAAUUUGUGUACCCAAACUCAAAUAUUGCAAUAAAUUUACAAGCGCACCACUUUUUAUUUUUUAUUUUUUCAGCAACAAGUAGAACUAGUGAACUGAUAAUGCUAUGCAGCAAACAAUAAUAUACCAGGCUUGAACCUGUCAUGAGAACUGUUGCUGACCCCACUCCUUUUGUAUAUACUUUCAGGCAGAUACAAAGUUUUUACUUCACCAGCUGUAUGCUUGCUCUGGGUCACCAACUCAUUGUUAAAACCAGAGAAAGCCAGGCUCUGGGUCACCAACUCAUUGUUAAAACCAGAGAAAGCCAGGCAACUAGCACUUUCAGAAGGAGGUAAGCAAUAGCACCCCAUAUAUUCCUUUUGGGACCCGUAUCCCCGAAUUAGAGUUUUGCAAAAUCUAGUGCAACCAGAUUCUUCAAGCUGCUUACAUUCAUUUGUGAUCAGGACUGCCCACAAUUGAAGUGUUACUAAACCCCUGUACACACACCAAACUGAGCAUGUGCAGCCUGGCCCAAGUAACUCUCUUAUCUGGACAAUGUAAGAAGAGAAGGGACUGUGCAUACAGGAUCAAACGGCAAUGCAGAGUAUUAAACCCUUAGGUUCCACAAGGCAUAUAACAAGCAUGCUUUGCUGCAUAUACAGACUAAUUUUACUGUUUUGGGUUUAGUAACACUUUAAUUAUUGGAUCCUGGACUUUGCCUCUGCACGUUCUUUGUCUGAAAGAGAGAGAAAACUUGGAAUACCUAGCAUGUCCAUUCACAUCACUCUGCCAUUUGAUGUUCUAGGAUUACCUGGCAGUGCAGUUAAAUGUGAAUGAAAAAUUAAGUGCUUUGCAGGUUGCCCCCCUCAGUCAUGAGCAAUUGUGUAUUUCGUGAAGUCUAAAAGAAGUCAGAACUUUUGAUUUGUAUAGUUCUGGGUCAGUGACUUAAAAAAUAUUGAAGCCAUUGGAUCAGCAUGCAGCCAGGCCACCUACAUUCUCCCAAGAAUGUUUUUCUCAUGACAGGUUCCCUUUCAGUAAUGUGUGGUGAUCCAUAGUUACACUAAAAUUUUUAAUCUUCCAGCAGUUCAGCAUAGACAGAUAAGUAAAAGGACGUUUUCUGAUUGUGUUCCCUUUUUACAUUGUUCUUUGUCUUAAAAAAUAAAUAAAGGUUUUUAUGUUCAGUA
This is a messenger RNA of Rana temporaria (common frog), 3057 nucleotides long. RefSeq names its product transmembrane protein 106C (gene TMEM106C). Lineage: Eukaryota; Metazoa; Chordata; Amphibia; Anura; Ranidae. The coding region runs from base 332 to 1111 and encodes 259 amino acids. The transcript is spliced from 9 exons. The record is from RefSeq and is a predicted model, not a curated record.